AUGGUUAAGCAGUAUCACUCUCCCUCAAGAGCAUGGUGCUCGGCUCCCUCUCCUCCGCGAUCCGCCACCGCUCCUGUGAGCUGGUCUGGCUGGUGUGUUUCCUCCAGGUCUCCGUCAUCCUCUUCUACAGCCACCGCUUUCUGGACCCCCCGUGGGGCCAAAACCAGCAGGACGACCCCUCCGACCAGAACCAGCAGGAAAACACGACCAAGAGGAACCAGGACCGACCCGCCGACCCCCCCCCGCAGAGAGGAGGCAGGAGAGCCCGGGGAUAAAGGACAGAACACCGGGGGGAAGGCAGUGGGUCCCGGGGGGAAGGAGCUCCAGCAAUGUCCUGGAACAUCCCCCUUGCUGUUAAGUCCCCUCCGGGUGGAGUUCAGCUCUCCGGUGAAAGAGGAGCUGAUAAAGAAGCAGAACCCCGCCCUGCAGCCGGGGGGGCGCUUCAGACCCAGAGACUGUGUGGCGCAGCAGAAGGUGGCCAUCAUCAUCCCUUUCCGCAACCGAGAGGAACACCUGAAGUACUGGCUGAACUACCUGCACCCCAUCCUGCAGAGACAACAGCUGGACUACGGGGUGUACGUCGUCAACCAGGACGGAGAGGGCACCUUUAAUCGAGCGAAGCUUCUGAACGUGGGCUACGCCGAGGCUCUGAAGGACUAUGACUACGACUGCUUCGUGUUCAGCGACGUGGACCUGAUCCCCAUGGACGACAGAAACACCUACAGGUGCUUCAGCCAGCCCAGACACCUGUCCGUGGCCGUGGACAAGUUCGGAUUCAGGUUACCCUACGCUCAGUGCUUUGGAGGCGUGUCCUCGAUGAGCAAAGAGCAGUUCCUGAAGAUCAAUGGCUUUCCAAACAACUACUGGGGAUGGGGGGGGGAGGACGACGACAUCUUUAAAAGGUUCUCAUAUAAAGGAAUGAGCAUCUCCCGGCCGAGUGGCGAGAUCGGGAAGUAUCGGAUGAUCCGGCACAACAGAGACAAGAAUAACGAGCCCAACCCUCAGAGGUUUAACCAGAUCGCUCACACGCUAGAGACCAUGUCCUCAGACGGGAUCUCGUCCCUCUCCUAUUCGCUGGUGAAGAAGGAGAAGCUGGAUCUCUACACCCGGAUCCAUGUGGACGUGGGGGGGCCGUAGGUCAGCUGACCAACGUGGGGGAGGGGCCCUGAGGACUGGGCUCUGAUUGGAUGCUGCUGUGACACUUCCUGAACCAGACUUUUACUUGGAAAAUGUGAUCCGGAUGUAAAAAAUAAAAUGUUUGUUUUUUUCUUGUUAAUAAAAGAGCUAAGAGGACACAAGU
Molecule: messenger RNA, 1300 nt
Organism: Gymnodraco acuticeps
Lineage: Eukaryota; Metazoa; Chordata; Actinopteri; Perciformes; Bathydraconidae
Product: beta-1,4-galactosyltransferase 1-like
Exons: 7
Coding region: 1-1137 (378 amino acids)
Biological process (GO): carbohydrate metabolic process; protein N-linked glycosylation
Molecular function (GO): cytoskeletal protein binding; beta-N-acetylglucosaminylglycopeptide beta-1,4-galactosyltransferase activity
Source: RefSeq, a predicted model, not a curated record